AUGAAGAAAUCCAAGUUUCCCACCCCUGAUAUUAGCCAUUUAAAGUCAGGAGAUUUUGAAAAGAUUUAUGAACCUGCUGAAGACACAUUUUUAUUACUAGAUUCACUUGAGAAAGACAUAGAUUUCCUGAAUAAUUUGAGACCAUCAAUCUGUGUAGAAAUCGGCUGUGGUAGUGGAGUAUGUUUAACAUUUCUAGCUCAGAUUCUCAAUAUACCAGCUUAUUUCAUUUCUACAGAUAUCAACCCUGCUGCAGUAGAGCUAACUGGACUCACAGCCCAACAAAAUGGUGUAAAUAUACAGACAAUUCUGUGUGAUUUGGUGAGUGGAAUUGAAGAUAGACUAGAACAUCAAGUUGAUACUCUGUUAUUCAAUCCUCCAUAUGUAGUUACACCAUCAAGUGAGGUGGGUACGCCAGAUAUUUCAGCAUCGUGGGCCGGUGGGGUGAAAGGUCGUGAGGUCACUGACAGACUGUUACCAAAAAUAGAAAAACUAUUGUCUGAUAAUGGCAUCUUCUACUUAGUUAUCAUUAAAGAAAAUAAUCAAGAUGAAAUACAUGAUUUGGUUGGAAGAGAGAAGUUUGACUGUGAGACUGUACUGAGUCGACGAUCAGGACCUGAAUUCCUCUCAGUUUUACGUUUUACUCGAAAAAUCACCUGA
Lottia gigantea (owl limpet) is the source of this 657-nucleotide messenger RNA. RefSeq lists its product as hypothetical. The record is from RefSeq and is a predicted model, not a curated record. The coding region runs from base 1 to 657 and encodes 218 amino acids. NCBI's taxonomy places the organism in Eukaryota, Metazoa, Mollusca, Gastropoda, Lottiidae. Gene Ontology annotation, biological process: methylation. Gene Ontology annotation, molecular function: S-adenosylmethionine-dependent methyltransferase activity; protein methyltransferase activity; nucleic acid binding. Gene Ontology annotation, cellular component: eRF1 methyltransferase complex. The transcript has 6 exons.